Drosophila montana is the source of this 1747-nucleotide messenger RNA. It is a transcript of the gene Scsalpha2, whose product is annotated as Succinyl-coenzyme A synthetase alpha subunit 2. Gene Ontology annotation, molecular function: succinate-CoA ligase (ADP-forming) activity; succinate-CoA ligase (GDP-forming) activity. Bases 94 to 1131 code for a protein of 345 amino acids. The transcript has a single exon. Gene Ontology annotation, cellular component: succinate-CoA ligase complex (ADP-forming); mitochondrion. Lineage: Eukaryota; Metazoa; Arthropoda; Insecta; Diptera; Drosophilidae. Gene Ontology annotation, biological process: tricarboxylic acid cycle. The record is from RefSeq and is a predicted model, not a curated record.
GUUUAGCAGCUCAUUCAAAAGAAUACACACAUUUCGAUAGCUCGGAACAAAAUCUGAAAACAAAAUAUACAGUAAGACAUUGAAAUUAUAAAAAUGUCCUUUUGCAACUGGACUCGAUGCUGCCUGACGGCCAAGCGCAUGGGGGUCUUUUCUCGCCAGCUGAUCCGCUGCAAGGCGGACUACUCAAAGACCAUUUGCAAUCUGAAGGUCAAUAAGGACACGAAGGUAAUGGUGCAGGGCUUUACUGGCAAGCAGGCCACCUUCCACUCCGAGGAAUCAAAGAAGUAUGGCACUCAGAUUGUUGGCGGUGUAUCGCCCAAAAAGGGCGGCACAACACAUCUGGAGAAGCCAGUGUUCAAGGACGUUAAGGAGGCAGUCAAAGAACUAAAGCCGGACGCAACAGUCAUCUUUAUUCCGCCAGCCACCGCGGCCGAGGGCAUUUGCGCUGCCAUCGAGAAUGAGAUUGGUCUUAUUGUGGCCAUCACAGAGGGCGUUCCGCAAGUGGACAUGGUGCGCAUUUUAGAGAUGCUCAAUUGCCAGGAGAAAUCACGUCUAUUGGGCCCCAACUGUCCGGGAAUUAUAUCGCCGGAGCAGUGCAAGAUCGGCAUCAUGCCUGGCCACAUACACAAGCGCGGACUUGUGGGCAUCGUAUCCCGUUCCGGCACCCUCACCUAUGAGGCAGUGCAUCAAACUACGCUCGUUGGCUUGGGCCAGACCCUAUGCAUCGGCGUCGGCGGUGAUCCCUUUAAUGGCACAAAUUUCAUUGAUGCUUUAAAAGUCUUCCUGCCCGACAAGGACACAAAAGCCAUUGUUCUGAUUGGCGAAAUUGGCGGCACCGCUGAGGAGGACGCAGCUGAGUAUCUCAAGAAGCACAACGCCGGCUGUGAUGCGAAGCCAGUGGUGGCCUUCAUAGCGGGCAUGACGGCUCCACCGGGACGUCGCAUGGGUCAUGCGGGUGCCAUCAUAUCCGGCGGCAAGGGUACUGCUUCCGAAAAGCUGAAGGCCCUCAAAGAGGCGGGUGUGAUAAUUGCUCUGAAUCCUUGCCACAUCGGCACGCUGCUCCACAAGGAAAUGGUGCGCAAAAAUUUGGUCAGCCCCAGCGAAAAGAAAGAGAAGAAGGGUAAGAACUGAGCCUUCAUGUACGAAUUAAUGCCAUUCAAGAUUCGCGACUCUGGACACAAUUUAUAUUUAUUCAUUCAACAUUUUCAAGCAAAAUCAUCAAAUUAGUAUUUCGUCAAACAAAUUAGUAUUUCAACAAAACAACAACAAAUUCAAUAAAAUUACAUUUUUGAGAACAGAAUGAGAUAUAUCAAAUAAAUAAGAGCCUGCUCUUAAUUGAUGAAAACUCAAGACGAUAGCUGCAGAUUCCAACAGCUAAAGUAGAGAAUAUGAAAUUAAGCAAGAUUCAUUGAGCUUUUUCUAAUAGACCGAUACUGAAAAAACAAACGUGCGUAUUGGGUGCAUCAAUCAAUAUGUACACAAAACACGUGGGCCUGCUCUGGAGAGUUUGGCUGACUAGAAGACACCCUGUACCCAGUUCCACCACAUGCAUUCGAUUUAGUUAUAAAUACGCUGUAUAAACUAUACUUGCCGCGCAUUGGGAAGUUAUUCAAGCAAAAAAAGAUAAAAUCCUUAAAUCCUUUGAAGGGAGCGAGGAAAGUUUUAUAACAAUUAAAAUAUUCUUAUUAUCUGUAUAUCAAAAAAUUUAUCUUUUUUACAUUAAAAAUAAAUGUUCAAUUUAGAAACA